Messenger RNA from Penicillium diatomitis, 486 nucleotides. RefSeq lists its product as uncharacterized. The transcript has 3 exons. The record is from RefSeq and is a predicted model, not a curated record. Lineage: Eukaryota; Fungi; Ascomycota; Eurotiomycetes; Eurotiales; Aspergillaceae. Bases 1 to 486 code for a protein of 161 amino acids.
AUGAAGUUCACUCUCGCUGCCGUCGCUGCUUUCGCCAGCACCGCUCUUGCGGCCAGCCUUCCCGAGGCUUUCACUCUCGUCGCUGAGGGCGGCAAGACCGUUGUCACUGAUGGCCAGAACCUCUUUGUCGGCACCGACUCGACCGCCAACGAAGUCCUCAUCCUCCGUGGCAAUGCCCAAGACACCCCCUUGACCUUCACCUCCAAGAACUCCACCCCCACCGGCUUCCAGAACCUUUGGGUCGUCGAGGACGAUACCCUCCCCGUCGGUCUGACCAUUCCCCACUCCGCCGCCUACCCCGAGGGCGCCAGCGAGACUGGAUUCGGCGUCAACGACGACGGUCUGUUCACCCACGACGGCAACGCUUACUUUGCUGUCGAUGGAUAUGCCUCCGGUGACCAGCCUCUCAAGGUCUACUGGUAUGGUCGUCACAGCUCUGAGUACAAGGGCAUGAAUCUUACUGUCAAGGAGUGCAAGGGCUGCUAA